UUAAAGUAACCUUUGCUGUGUCAUAUUGAAGGUCAAUGUGUACCUUUCUUUCAAUUAGAUCUGAAGAACAAGCCUUAUUUGAUGGCAUCUUCAUUGCAAAAGAUGAUGAAGUAGAAAGAUUUGUGGAUUACAUUCAUUCCAACACCAACCAUGUCUCUGGAAGAGGUGUCUGUGGAGGGGAGUGGUCAGCUGCCAGGGAAACUUCUCAGAGAUCCUCUAGUAAAAUUGAUGAGGAGGGACUUGAGCUUGCGGUCUGUCGACAUGGAGUUUUUCUCGGCGCUCUCAACAUGUUCAGGGGAGAAAUAUAUGCUUAUCCCCUCUACCUGCAGAACAAGCUGGCAAAUAAGUCAAUAAGCUUUUUUGCCAUGGAUGUAACCUGCAAGUACUGGCCCUACCUCCACAAAGUGACAAAAAGCUGCCCGGAGCUCCAGCACCUUCUGAGCAUGAAACCAUUCCUCUCAGUGUUUCAUGCCAAAGCCCAUGAUUUUAAAUGCGAGGUUAAAUGGAGUGGAGCUUACCAGCAAGGGGCCGGAUUGACACUUGGGGAGGAGGUUGAGCAGUGUAACGCCUUCCUCUCUAGGAUUGCUGUGACCACAAAGCACAUGUCCAAAGCAGGACGUACAGACAUGCUUACACUGAUGGCCAUGCGCUGGAAUCAGCAAAAGUUUAAUAACUUGGCUGCUUCACUUGCCUGCCGAUAUCAGAAGGCCGCAAAACGCCUGGAAAGCCAACUUCAGGAUCUGGAAAGCAUGAAAAUCCAGCUGGCAGUGACACAGGUUGAAGUUGAGGGCUGGGUCACUGAUAUUAAGGAGUGGGCAGAAGGUGAUAGUUAUACUAUUAUUUCAAUGUCUCAGUUCUGCAGAAUAAUGGGAGACAUGCUUCUGCAAGUAAUUACUGUUUUAAAAUGAAAUCAUACAUACACUGUUUUCUUGGUCAUUUACUUGUGCAGUUAAAAUGCCAAAUUUUAGUAUGUAGUGCAUGCACACUGGAAAUCAUGUCAAAACAAAGUGCCCUGAAAGUACCUGAAUGGUGCACAGUCCAAAAGUUGGAACAUUGGACAUUUCGGUGACAUUCAACACUUUAUUUUAAGGUGUCCUUUUAAGAUUGUAAUUAUACAUUU
This is a messenger RNA of Micropterus salmoides (largemouth bass), 1120 nucleotides long. RefSeq lists its product as uncharacterized. The transcript is spliced from 5 exons. The coding region runs from base 36 to 908 and encodes 290 amino acids. The record is from RefSeq and is a predicted model, not a curated record. Lineage: Eukaryota; Metazoa; Chordata; Actinopteri; Centrarchiformes; Centrarchidae.